Messenger RNA from Triticum urartu, 3626 nucleotides. The record is from RefSeq and is a predicted model, not a curated record. NCBI's taxonomy places the organism in Eukaryota, Viridiplantae, Streptophyta, Magnoliopsida, Poales, Poaceae.
CCAACUCUUGCCUAGAAUGAAAUUCUUACGAACUUACCGUGAAGUAUCCCCACAUCAUCGCUCAAGCAAAUGGCCGUAGCAGUAUUGCAAGCUACUCGUACUUAUUAGAGCCUCCGAGGUCGUCUCCGAACUACGUAGUAAUUCCUCGCUCUAGUUCUGAUCUCCGUACUGUAGAUUCAUCACGGGUUGCCCAGAUCGGGAGAUACUUCGUUCGAUUUGUCAGCCCAUUCGUCCCCUAGCGGCCAUCCGAGACUGCAAGCUGAGCUGAGCCACCCGGCCGGCAAUGGCGGAAUCCGCGGUGGCCUCGGUGGUGCGAGCGUUCGGCACGCUGGCCGCCAAGGAGGCCGCCUUCCUCCGCGGCGUUAACGCCGACGCCGACCUCCUCAGGGCCGAGCUCCGCCGCAUGCAGUGCUUCCUUCGCGACGCCGACGCCAAGCGCCGCGCCGGGGGGCGCGACAGCGAGCGCCUCAAGAACUGGGUCGUGAACGUGCGCGAUGCGGCGUACGACGCGGGGAACGCGCUCGAGGAGGCCGACUUCCUCGCGCGCCACCGCCACAUGCGGCGCGGGUUCUUGGGCGCCCUACCAUGGCUCGCCAAUCUCGCCGCGCUUCACACGUUCGGCGUGAAGAUUAGGCGCGUCCGGGCCAGGAUCCGUCAGAUCUCCGACAGCGCCGUGGCCUACGGGAUCACGGACCUCGGGGAGGCCAGCGCCUUGGCUGAUGUCGAGGAGCAAGAGGUGACGCCUUAUGACCUCAGCUGGAACAGUGCAGACAGUGAUUUAUUUGUUGGGUUCCACGAGGAGAGGGAUGCUAUAUUCAAGGAGUUGUUGGAUCCUGAGAUUUCGCCGAUUUGCGUCGUCUCCAUAGUUGGGAUGGCUGGAUCGGGCAAGUCCACCCUCGCAAGGAAAGUUUACAACGACCCACGGGUUAAACAACACUUCCAUUCCUCGUGUUGGAUUUCAGUGUCCGAGAAGUACAGGUUUCUUGAUCUGAUCAAGGAUAUUGCUAGGAGUGUCCUGGGCAUUACAAGGAAAAAUGUAGUUACAGAGCACAAGGAUCAGGACGGAGAGGGAACAAGCAGUGAUGGUGGGGCAAUCAGUGGUGGCAAGUGGAAGCAAAUGACCAGUGAAAAAUUGGAAAGUAUGGGCGAGGAAGAUGUCAAGGAACUUCUGAGCGAUUUCCUGGCUCAAAGAAAAUUUCUUGUAGUAUUGGAUGAUGUUUGGAAGAGUAGUUCUUACGAUAAGAUAAGCAAGAUCCUCAGUGUCUUGCCGGAUGUGAACAAUGGUAGUAGGAUCAUUUUGACCACCCGAGAUAUGGAUGUCGCAAGGCAUGUCAACAGGAGAAGCAGCAUUCAUGAGAAGAAGCUUUUGGAUGAGAAGGAGAGCUGGGAGUUGCUUGAGAAGUGGUCCUUUCCGGAGUACCGAGAUGUAAGCAGUGCUGAUCGAUCACGGUUGAUGGAGAUAGGGAAGAAAUUGGCAGUGAAAUGCAAAGGGUUGCCGCUUGCUCUUGUGGUCUUGGGAGGUUAUCUUUCUAGGAACUUGGACUGUGACAUUUGGUCAGGAUUGGUUGGUAAUCUAGACUGGGGAGCUCGCAGGAAUGAUGAGCCAUUCUGGAAGAUCAUAGAUAGAAGUUACAAUGACCUCCCAAACCAUCAAUUGAAAUCAUGCUUUCUUUAUCUAGCCUCCUUUCCAGAAGACUAUGUCAUCCGUGUAGCAAGACUUUGCAAGUUGUUGAUUGCUGAAGGACUUAUUCCACAUCGGCAGAAUCGGACAUUGGAAGAUACAGCCAGAGAGUACAUAAAGGAGUUGGUACAGAGGUGUAUGCUCCAAGUCGUUGAAAGGAGCAAGUGGCAUGGCUCGAUAAAGAGUGUGGUUCUCCAUGACGUGAUUCGUGAAUGGGCUAUUGCAGAGGCAAGGAGGGAGGGGCUGUUCAACAUAUGGAGCAAUCCGACAGAUUGCGAUCAGGCACUCUCUGAUUCAGUAACGGCUUACCGAGUUGCUCUCCAUAACUUUGCUGGACGUACUGAGAUUAAUGUGGCCAUGCCCAAGUUGCGGACCUUGUUGGUGUUUUUCAAGUUACCGGCAGUAUCUGUACUGUGCAGGCUGAAAUUUCUCAGAGUGCUUGAUCUUCACGGCCUAACAGGUAUCAAGUUAUUACCAUCUGGCGUUGGCAUCUUGAUACAUCUAAGAUAUUUUGGAUUGAAAAAAUGUGGAUACAGAUCGGUUGGCGUUCCUUCCUCAGCUAGCGAUCUCUUAAACUUGCAAGCCUUUGAUGCAAGAGGGUCCAGAAUAAGAUCACUGCCACGGUUCUUUUGGGAUAUUCCAACCAUGAGGCACCUGUAUCUUGGUGAGGUCAGGCGCUGGGUUCCUCCGGAGGUUGGAUGGCUUGGCUCGUUGCAGAGUUUCUACUUCUGUGAAAAAACACAGAUGCGUGCUGUGAGCGGGCAUAUGACAGUCAAGCAACGACGAUUGGCUGAAAAUGGAAACAAACACAUUGCUCGCAGAAACGUGAAAAAAUGGGCAGCCUUAUUCAGAGCUUUGGAGGGAAUGGAGCAGCUCGUGUUCUUACACUUGGAGAGUUGGAGAACACAAAGGCGCACCAAAUGGCGAGGGCGGGUCUUCUCCACACAACUCUUCGGCAGCAUUUCGCGCCAUAGGCAUCUUCAAGUGCUAGAGCUCGCCGGAGACUGGCUGUGCGGGGUUGGCCAGCUAAGCAAGCUCCCUCAUUGCCUCAAGAAGCUCAAGCUGAUAGCGUCUGAAGAACUGAGUAAAGACCCGAUGCCUGUGCUGGGCAUCCAUCCGAAUCUGGUGGUGCUUGUCUUGGAGAGCGCUUUCAAAGGGAACGGCAUGAUAUGCCAUGCAGAAGGAUUUCCUAGACUGCGCCACCUGACAUUUGAACACGUCGGGCGUCUCGGGUCUUGGAAUGUCGAAGCUGGGAAAUUUCCUUCACUAACCCAUCUGAACCUUAGUGUAUCGAGCUUCCCCGUUGUCCCUCCUCUUGGCCUGUUUCAUGUGACUUCGCUGCAGACGUUGCUGUUGAAACAGCACCCUAUGGACGAGAGCAGUAUUUGCUUAAGUACUGUUGGCAAACUAGAGGAGAGGGGGUGCGAGGUCAUCAUCAAACGGUUGGGUUAAUCAUGCCAAACUAUCCUUGUCAAAGUACUGGGUUAGGGAACUUCAGUGUACUCUUUUCUUUUCCUCCCAUGAUGACUCCUUUGAUUCCUUUGCAAAAGAUCAGCUAGUUUGUAAUGGUCUCAUCCUUUCUUACCGGGCUUCCUCAUCUUUGUUGACCCAGCAUUUGGAUAACUUAACCUUGUUUUAUUUUCACUCAUUUUGUAAUGUUAGACCUACUACCUGGCAGUGGCACACAAGAUUUUCAGAUCUUUGUUAUGAAAUGCAAGUGUACGGCAUUCCAUACUUCUUUCAGUAGUGCAGCAGCAUAGCCAAAUAUCGUUCUUGCUUGUGUCUUGCGAUUCCAGAUGUGCAGCAAAUACAUGGAUGCAUAGUUGUUGCUCUGGCUUAGCUGCCCGAGAAACAUCUGUUACAUGCUUUCUCCCAAGUCCCAAUGGCAUGUUUUGUCUGUGCAGCUGAUGUGCAGUAGAAACAAUUGUGUUCAGUGAAUGUUGUU